UGCAAUUGGCCUGUCAGUCUAUAGCAACCCCACUAGCUUAACCAAUCACCUCCACUCUGUAUUUCUCUCCUCUCUCUCUCCCUAGUUGUUUAGCAGCCUCCCUGUUAUACCAAUCCCAAUUUGUCCAGUGUCAAGUUCAGAGAAACAAAGAUUCACCCAGAUAUUGGGAGAAAUUACACAAGUUUUUCCUGAGCUCUUUCCCCUUAGAAAGAUGCAAUCUUUCUAUAUUGCAACCUGAAAUCAUCCAUCUCACCACAUGGGGAAAGGUUGAGGGAACAGUGAAAAGGAUAAGAUUAAUUGUAUAGUCAUCCGACGCAGGCACGUAAUAGUAUGGUUUGAAGAUAGGACAGAGAGAGUUGAUAGAAAAAAAAAAGUUAGCUUCUUGAAAACAAUUUUGGGAGAUGUCAAGUGGGGGUUGUAGUAUUGUAUGGUUCAGAAGGGAUCUGAGAGUAGAAGAUAAUCCAGCCUUAGCAGCUGGAGUUAGAGCUGGAGCAGUUGUUGCUGUGUUUAUUUGGUCACCUGAGGAAGAGGGUCACUUCUAUCCUGGAAGGGUCUCAAGAUGGUGGCUCAAGCAGAGUUUAGCCCAUCUUGAUUCUUCUUUGAGGAGCCUUGGCACUGCACUUAUCACAAAGAGAUCUAGCAAUACUAUUUCUACAUUACUUGAAGUUAUCAAGUCUACUGGAGCUACUCAGCUCUUCUUCAACCAUUUAUAUGACCCCUUGUCGCUUGUCCGGGAUCACCGUGCAAAGGAAGUUCUAACAGCUCAAGGUGUAGCUGUACGCUCCUUUAAUGCUGACCUGUUUUAUGAACCUUGGGAAAUCCACGAUGAGGAAGGUCGUCCAUUCAGAACUUUUGCAUCUUUCUGGGAGAGAUGCCUCAGCAUGCCUUACGACCCCGACUCUCCACUGCUUCCGCCCAAAAGAAUUAUCUCUGGAGACGUCACUGGAUGCCCUUCGGACAUUUUAGUCUUUGAAGAUGAGUCAGAAAAAGGAAGUAAUGCACUUCUCGCUCGAGCAUGGUCGCCUGGGUGGAGUAAUGCUGACAAGGCACUAACUACCUUCAUUAAUGGGGCACUAAUUGAGUACUCAAAGAACCGCCGAAAGGCCGAUAGCGCCACAACCUCGUUUCUUUCUCCCCGUUUACAUUUUGGGGAAGUCAGUGUAAGAAAGGUUUUCCAUCUUGUUCGCAUCAAGCAAGUUCUAUGGGCCAAUGAGGGAAAUAAAGCUGGUGAAGAGAGUGUCAACCUAUUCCUCAAGUCUAUUGGUCUCAGAGAAUAUUCAAGAUACAUGAGCUUCAAUCAUCCUUACAGCCAUGAAAGGCCCCUGCUUGGCCACCUAAAGUAUUUCCCUUGGGUAGUGGAUGAGGGAUACUUUAAGGCAUGGAGGCAAGGAAGAACUGGUUAUCCUUUAGUAGAUGCUGGUAUGAGAGAGCUUUGGGCAACUGGUUGGCUACAUGAUCGAAUACGAGUUGUUGUCUCUAGUUUCUUUGUUAAGGUUCUGCAACUCCCCUGGAGGUGGGGUAUGAAGUAUUUCUGGGACACACUACUGGAUGCAGAUCUCGAGAGUGAUGCUCUUGGUUGGCAAUAUAUUUCUGGUACUCUCCCUGAUAGUCGUGAGUUUGACCGCAUUGAUAAUCCACAGUUUGAGGGAUAUAAAUUUGAUCCCCAUGGAGAGUAUGUUCGAAGAUGGCUUCCUGAACUUGCUAGGCUACCUACUGAUUGGAUACACCAUCCUUGGGACGCACCAGAAUCAGUCCUCCAAGCUGCUGGUGUUGAACUAGGUUCCAAUUAUCCUCUUCCAAUUGUUGAAAUAGAUGCAGCAAAGGUCAGGUUGCAAGAGGCGCUUUCACAGAUGUGGCAGAAUGCAGCAGUGUCAAGAGCUGCACUUGAAAAUGGAACAGAAGAAGGACUUGGGGACUCCUCUGAAUCAGGCCCCUUUGCCUUUCCUCAGGACAUGCAAGUGGAGAUGGAUCAGGAACCUGCUAGAAAUAAUAAUGCUGCAACCACAACCAUCCGACGUUAUGAAGAUCAGAUGGUCCCAAGCAUGACUUCAUCAUUGGUGAGAACGGAAUAUGAUGAAACUUCAUUUUAUAUGAGAAAUUCUGUAGAAAAUAGAGCAGAAGUGCCAAGAACUGUUAAUGUAACUGAAGAACCUGCAAGAGAAGUAACUACCCGCCCUCCCAGGCACACAGUUCAGAGUAACAACAUUAUGCCUGUAUAUAAUUUUACAAUAGGACGAAGAAACUCUGAGGACUCAACAGCAGAAUCUUCCAGCAGUGGUAGACGAGAAAGGGAUGGAGGCAUAGUUCCAGUUUGGUCUCCCUCAAGUUCAAAUUUUUCGGAUCCAUUUGCUGCAGAAGACAAUGGCAUAGGAACUAGUGCUUCAUACUUGCAGAGGCAUCCGCAGUCUCAUCAGCUAAUGUACUGGAGGGGGCUCCCUCAAACUGGGUGAGCCCGUACAAAUCACUAGCUAUUAGGCAAAAGCUGGACAAUCUAAAAUGAUGGUUACAAUUGGCCUCUGACUGCUAAAUUAGCUCCUGAUGCCUGGCGUUCACAUCCUUCCUCUCUGACCCAAUCAGCUGUGGAACUGUGUCCAAAAUUUAUGAAAUCAGAUUGGGGGGUCUGUCUGUAUUCUCUCCUCGCCCCAUCGGUGCUGCAGAUGUGGCUCAGCUGUAUAGUGUAUGAUAUCCUCUAAGCACAGAUGAGUGUUUUAGAAUAGGGAUAUGCUGUAGUGAUAUAAUCUAAAUAGGAUCGAGGUUUUGGUUUUCUGAGUGUAGGCUGAUUAUAGCUGAUGUUAUAAUCACCAAUAAAGCGAUCUCCUUUUUCUUCCCCCGAAGUCCCUUAUUACUGUAUCAGAAAAAUACUGUAGGAUUGUGCGCUAGCUAUGCUUUGUCUGAGGGUGUGCCUGGUAUAUUUUUGACAGUCCGUGGCUCAGUGGGAUGUUGAACAUUAACUCUCCCUGCCUUAUAAAUGAAAUGAAAGUUUUUCAGUUUGGAAAUGCUUUUAUUCA
Coffea arabica (coffee) is the source of this 3008-nucleotide messenger RNA. RefSeq names its product cryptochrome-1. Gene Ontology annotation, biological process: entrainment of circadian clock by photoperiod; blue light signaling pathway; circadian regulation of gene expression. NCBI's taxonomy places the organism in Eukaryota, Viridiplantae, Streptophyta, Magnoliopsida, Gentianales, Rubiaceae. Gene Ontology annotation, cellular component: nucleus; cytoplasm. Gene Ontology annotation, molecular function: FAD binding; blue light photoreceptor activity; deoxyribodipyrimidine photo-lyase activity. The record is from RefSeq and is a predicted model, not a curated record.